Gadus macrocephalus (Pacific cod) is the source of this 4912-nucleotide messenger RNA. Its product is annotated as phospholipid-transporting ATPase IH-like. The coding region runs from base 1 to 1533 and encodes 510 amino acids. Gene Ontology annotation, molecular function: ATP binding; ATP hydrolysis activity; ATPase-coupled intramembrane lipid carrier activity. Lineage: Eukaryota; Metazoa; Chordata; Actinopteri; Gadiformes; Gadidae. The record is from RefSeq and is a predicted model, not a curated record. The transcript is spliced from 12 exons. Gene Ontology annotation, biological process: phospholipid translocation. Gene Ontology annotation, cellular component: plasma membrane; recycling endosome; trans-Golgi network.
AUGGAGACGGCGGCGGCCACGUGCUACGCCAGCAAGCUGUUCCGUCGCAGCACGCAGAUCCUGGAGCUCACCAAGAAGCGCACGGAGGAGCAGAGCCUGCACGACGUCAUGUUCGAGCUGAGCCGCACCGUGCUGCGCCCGCGCUCCAUGUCGGGGUUGUCGGUGGACUGCCUCGACUACGGCCUCAUCAUCGACGGGGCCACUCUGACGGCCGUCCUGAAGUCCGGCCCGGAGGGUAACUACCGGGAGGUCUUCCUGGAGGUCUCCCGCAACUGCAGCGCCGUGCUGUGCUGUCGCAUGGCCCCCCUGCAGAAAGCACAGAUUGUGAAGCUAAUCAAGGCUUCCAAAGAGCAUCCCAUAACCCUGGCCAUCGGCGACGGAGCCAACGAUGUCAGCAUGAUCCUGGAAGCCCACGUGGGCAUAGGCAUCAUGGGUAAAGAGGGACGGCAGGCGGCGAGGAACAGCGACUACGCCAUCCCCAAGUUCAAGCACCUGAAGAAGAUGCUGCUGGUGCACGGCCACUAUUACUACAUCCGCAUCGCCGAGCUGGUGCAGUACUUCUUCUACAAGAACGUAUGCUUCAUCUUCCCCCAGUUCCUCUUCCAGUUCUUCUGUGGCUUCUCCCAGCAGCCUCUGUACGACACGGCGUACCUAACACUGUACAACAUCAGCUUCACCUCGCUACCCAUCCUCCUCUACAGCCUCGUGGAGCAACACGUCUCCAUGGAUACGCUCAGGAGGGACCCGUCUUUGUACAAGGACAUCACGAAGAACUCUCUCCUGCGAUGGCCAGUCUUCCUGUACUGGACCUGCCUCGGCGUGUUCGACGCCGUCGUCUUCUUCUUCGGUGCCUACUUCCUGUUCGACAACACCACCUUCACCAGCAACGGCCAGCUCAUGACCACCAACACACAGAUGAUGUUUGGCAACUGGACCUUCGGCACCCUCGUCUUCACUGUGCUGGUCUUCACCGUGACAAUAAAGCUUGCCUUGGACACGCACCACUGGACAUGGAUCAAUCACUUUGUCAUCUGGGGGUCGCUGCUCUUCUACGUGAUCUUCUCGCUGCUAUGGGGGGGCAUCAUUUGGCCCUUCCUCAACUACCAGAGGAUGUACUACGUGUUCAUGCAGAUGCUGUCCAGCGGCCCCGCCUGGCUCAGCAUCAUCCUGCUCAUCACCAUCAGCCUGCUGCCAGACAUCAUCAAGAAGGUGCUGUGCCGAGCCAUGUGUCCCACGCCCACCGAACGCGCACAGGGCACUGAGAAGUUGACCCGGGGCCCGGCAGACUCAACCCCGCUCCCCUCUCAUUACCGCUUACUGAAGGGCCACGCCGCCGACUCCUCCCGAAUCCACCUCGGAGUCCCGGAAACGUCGGCGCUGGGAAUGCCUGAGCCCUUCCCUCAGAAACUGCUCCUGGCCCAGCGGCCCAAGGGAGGGGGGCCCGACCUCUGCUCCGCCGUCGGCCCCUGCGUCCUCCGUCUCUCAGGGGCCGGAUUCGCCUACUACGCCCCGGGACCCGAGACCUCAGUGUAAAUGCAAAAAAUACGAACAAUGACGCACACACUCGAAUACACACACAUAUACCGGUGAGACAUGGCGUCCAUGCGUUCGGACGCAAGCUUCUCACCAACGUCUCGUGAGAUGUCCGAUUUGGGAUCCGAGUUUUCAAGGUCUUUUUUUCAUUUUCACCCCAGAGUAUAAAUAGAUAUACCCGGAAAACUGCAAUACAACACAUAAGCCACACUCCGUGCCCGCACAUGGAAGGCGAAAAGCAUGGAACGUCCCUACCCACACGGAGCUCAACAUGUGCAUUCUCUGGCCAACGUUUGCUUGGCCGUCCCUUUAGAGACGAGGGCCCUGGCCUCCCAUUCUCACACACUCACACCAUCCGGCAACACCCCCGUUUGGGUCCAACCCCUGUCGGUAUGUUCCUGUUCCUCGCCCAGCUAUCUGUUCGACGUGAAGUUACUUGAAAGCAGCUGCUGUUUCGAGAGGACCGAGGGGGAACCAUCCAGUGAAUAUCUGUGGUUCACCCAUGUCAACGUGUCAACAGUUAUGCCCAUGUCUUCUCUUUUACCUCCUUUUUGAUUGUCCUGAUCCCCUGUCUACUUCACUUUAACCAUUUUUGACCAUUACAAAUAUUUACGUCUGUGGUCCGGCCAAGUAGGAGCAGCAUCCAGGGGUCUGCCCCGUCGUUGUGGGAGUGUUUGUGGGAGAGAGAGAGAGUGUGUGUGAGUGUGUGUUUGCAGGUGUCUCUUUGGGUACCUGUAUACUGUAUGAUUGUGCUGUUGUUGUUGACACACCUUUGCCUUACAGUCACCCCACAGCAGCAGGCUAGGUGCCAAAGGAGACAGAGUUGGAGGUGUCAAAGAAGCCUUACAUAACCCAUCAUCAGCUCAGUAGGGAACAAGCUGUGAAGAGAGGGAUGUACACGUUCUCUAACCAUCCUGCCUUAACUCAAAGAGGCCCAUUUAUUUUCAAUAGAAUUAAUAUCUACUCUUCUAUUCGUUGACCACUUUUGCGAGUCGAGCAUCACUCGAGUGUGUACGCCGAUCAUCCAGUGACGUAUGUUCAGCUAUGCGAUGUGAUGUCCCUUUUUCUCUUUUUCGUCCAUGCUUUUUGUUGUUGUCGUCUCUUAUUAAGCCCAUCUCUGUUCGCUCACGUUAUCUGCCUGUGUGGGCUGCUGGACCUGUGUGUUGCAUGCGGCUCAUCUAUUCUUCCCCUCGCUGUUCCCCUGCCUCACGCUCGCAGGCGUCAUUCAUCACCAACUGUAUCACCAUGACACCGCCCCCCCAUCUCCCCACCCCCCCCUUUCCAAUAACAAUGAGAACGUAUACUGCUCAAUGUUGCCUCCCUGUGGCCAUUUAGGGUUUCUGCAGUCGUGUGUUAAUGUUCAUGGGGACGCAUGCUGGAUUGAAGCUCCUUUUGGCCGUUUUUGUCAAGGCUGACAGAGUUGCUACGUGGAUAUCCGGAAUGACUUGAAGUCAUUUGUUGCAUUGUGCUUAAACCUGUCACUUGGGUUGUAUGUGUAUGCUUGCUGCUGUGUGCUGCAAAUGUUGGAUGUCGGUUCCCCUAAGAAUGCUUAUGUCAAGCUCCUCGUAUUAGGAGGGGCUUUCUCUAUACUGAAUUGCUCGUUCUGUUUCUUGUUUCCUUUUUUUAUAUACACUGUUAUAAUAACUGUUAUAAUAACAUAACGGUUACUGAUGAUGUCUGGACGUUCCAUUAUAAUAUGGAGUAAGGGUGGGAGGGUUGGAUAUUGAAGGAGGAUGGGAGGCUUGAAUCAGCGGCGUCACAAUCAACUCUCAGAAGAAGAAGAAGAAGAAGGAAUGUGGAACUGAUGUGUCCAUAUUGUCCUCCAGCCUAAGAUUGUAGCUUGUAGACAACGCUCUUUUCUACAUUUCUAGCAUUAAGAGUCCUUUUCGGCCAAAGCUUGUCUGUCUGUCUCAAUGAGUAGAGAGAGCGAGACAGUAUGUCUGACUCUGAACCCUCUCUAUAUAUGUGUGUAUGUGUGUGUGUGUGUGUGUGUGUGUGUGUGUGUGUGUGUGUGUGUGUGUGUGUGUGUGUGUGCUCACAACGUUAGCCCCGCAGUCAAGAAACAUCCAGCCAGCUCCAAAACCAUGUACUUAGAUAGAUUGUCUGCCGCUCCCAUUUUGUUUGUGUUUCCUUUCUGCAAAUACUACUGCUCUAGGGUUCAGAGGUCCGGACUCGAUUUUCCGUUGGUUUCUGUUUUUCCACUCGUCCUGACACAACCUAUGACCUCAGAGGUUAGCCAGAGAGAGAGAGGGAGCGAGAGGGAAAUUGGUGCUUGUUAUGCAGUGUUUCACCUCACUAUGGCGUUACGGCCAUACCGUACUGUACACCCCUGAGGUGGCAUGUCACAGAACAAAAGCCCACUACAACCAUGUUGUAAGGUCUAUUUUUAAUACCGCGGAGCAAUGGUGGAACUCAGAUCACUCAAAGACCAUAUAGAUCUAUCUGUAUAGAUAUUAUUUUUCAUUGUUAUUUUUUUAAUCAUUGUCCCAACUCACGACACACUGUCAUGUUUUGUCCAAGGCGUAACUGUUGCCUCAAUCAGUUCGUCCUCUUGUGUUAUUUAUGUUGGCCACGGUUGUGAAUACUUAAUUUGCACACUUCUGUAUCCUGGAGAUAAGACUAUUUUUAACACUAUUUAUUUAGAAUAUGUAUUUCAAGUUUGUAUCCAAAACGAGAACAAAAUACAUCCUAUGAGAAUAGCUCAAUAGUUCUACACGCACUUUGUUUCAUGAAACAGAUUAGUUUAUCCCCUAAAAGUUAUCUAGAUAUAUAAAAAGAAGGCCUAAUGUUCACAUAUUGGGGUUUAUAUAAGUGUUCACUUUGUCCUCACAGGUUAUUUUUCUAAGAAUAGUAGUAGUGGGCUAAAGCAAAUUUACGUGUGACCAAAUUGACUAGGAAUGAACUGUCUCGAUAGGCUUCAGAUAUCGUCCAAUAGGUUUUAAUUGCACCAGCCUUCUUCUGCUUACUGGAAUGUCAAAUAGCUUUUUUAAGCCCAUCGGCGCAACCGCGGCAGGUGCUCGUGACGUCACCUGCUGAGCUCAACGAGCGCGUUGGAUGGCUGUGCUCUCAGUCGCAGCGUAGAGCGAACUGCAUCCCAUACCUUCAGUACAGUACUGUUUGUAUUACUAAACAGGUUUUGACAACUUUUUUUGUAUGAAAAUUUUAAAAUUAUGUUAAUCUGUUGACUUUUUCCUGUCAGCAUAUCUGUAGCGAAUGAGGGCAAAUCACUGUAUUGUCAUUCUGCCUGUACUAAGGAAGCAAAAUAAAAAAUGAAUAAAAAAGGUCUUGGGUUCUCUCCAUAUAAUUGUCUAAAUUGUAAUGGUUCAACAGUUGCCUAAUUCCAAUUAGAUUAUAUUGUAAAUAAAACUGUACUUGUCUA